UAAGAUAACUCGUAAAUUCGUAACAAAUCACCGACUUAUAUUAUAAUAUAAUGAAAUGUAAUUCGAGUGUUAUUAUACCGUAAUUAUAAUAAUUGUUGUUAAUUGUAAAUAGUUAGAUACACCGAUAUACGUCAAUAGUGACAAUGACUAGUGUUGUAAUCGACCAAUUCGUGUUGUACGGUCUCUAGUCGGUUUCCUGCACGACGCUUCGGGUAAUUGUUAUGGAGCAAAAUGAAAGACAUCCUCGACCUGUUGACAGAUGACAGGAUUGUUAACUAUGGCCUAGUGGCCAUUAGCUGUGUACUUCUGUUCAAUUUAUUUGUAUGGGGAUGUUUGAGUUUCAUCAUUGUUAUUAUUGCGAUCGCUUGUGGAUAUUACAUGUUUGAUUAUGCCCUUAAAUACCAAAAUUUAAAUACCACCUCUGGAUCAGAGAAUAUAUUUGAUAAGACUAAAAUAUAUAAGUGUAAUAAUUGCAAAAACUGUAUUUCAUCUGAGAUACAUUUAAAAUGUCUAAAUCAAGAAACACCAUGGAAAGGAUUAUUAAUACCGGAACAAAUUGAUUCUUCAAUAGAUAAAUUAUUAUCAAAAAUCAUAAAGGUAUAUAUAGAAAAUUGGUAUGAUAAUAUUUCAAAUGAUCCACAUUUUAUAAAGGAAAUUAAGCAAGUUAUACGAUUUGCAACAAGUGUAUUGCUUAAAAGAUUUUUACAAUUGGAUUUAGAAGAUAUUGUGCUGUAUAAAGUAAUUCCAAUAUGUUUAUCCCAUAUAAGGCACUGCCAAAGAAUGGAAAAGGGUGAAACAAUUGCAUAUCAUUAUGCCAUCAGUAAUCGUAAAGUUGAGAUUAUGUACCUUAAAAAAGUAUCUUCAAGUUUACUGCCAUUCAUAAUACGACAAACUGAUCUUCAAUGCACGAUAUUUUAUACUUUAGUGCGAGAACUUAUUUCACUUUGGGUAUUAUUACCAAUAUCUGAUGUAAUAUGUAACCCAACCAACAUUGCUUUUACUUGGUCAAAAUUAUCUAAAUCAUCACUUAUUUCAACAAAUGCAACAUGUAAAGAUAAACGAGUUGAAUUUUUAUCAAAGUUUAUAGCUGAAAAUCAAAAUGAUCCUGUACAACUUGAAAUGCGUAGUAUAUUUAAAGAUUCAACUAUUUUAUCUGCAUUUACAGCUUUUUUGAAACGAAAAGGUGCUGUGCAUUUGUUACAAUUUUGUUUAGAUGUUGAUCAGUUUAACAAGCGCAUGUUAAAACCGGAAAUAUCAUCUCAAGAACUUGACAUGCUUUAUCGAGAUGCUUGGGAUAUUUUUUCUGUAUAUUUUAGUUCCCAUUCACCAGAUUGCAUAAGUUUUGAUCCUGAGUUAGUCAGUCAACUAAGAAAAGUUUUAUCCAAGGAUGUUAUUAAACUUCAAAAUUCAAAACCACUAUAUCAAGCCUAUGAACAAACAUAUUCUAUCUUACAAAAUAGUUACUGGACAGAGUUUCAUAAUUCUGAUGAAUAUUUUUCUUGGAUAUGUGGACCACGUAAUAUUCCAGAGGCUGGUUCAUCACAAGAAUCGUCAAAUAAUGAAAAAAAAAAUCAUGCUUCUAAGCUUAGUCGCAAAUUAAAUAGGAUUAAAGGAGCUAUGAAGUCAAGUACUAUUUAUGAUGGUCAAUUUGAUUCUUUAUCUUCUGAAUGUGAUCCAGAGUAUGGAGAAGAUCUAUCUGUUGAUAGCGAAAUCAUUAAUGGUGAAAGAGAUUUAAGCACUUGGAAGGUAACUGAUGUAACAUCAGCUAUGAAGUUGGAAUCUGGAUCCAACGGUGGUCAAUCAUUGGUAUUUUUUAUUACAGUAGAGACUGUUAAGAAUGAUUUAAUCAAACAAUGGUGUGUAGAAAGAAGACUUGCUGACUUUUACACAUUAAAAUCAAAACUAACUGAAUUUCAUGGAGUAUUUGUGGAUGCUCGAUUACCUUCAAGAAGAAUUUUAUUACAAAAAACAGAAAAUAAUGACAUAUAUAUGCAGUUUCUCAAUCAACUAUUACAGAAACCUGAGCUUAGGGGAUCUGAUUUAUUGCAUAUAUUUUUAACAUCCAUAGACAAUUUUGAAGAUUCUGAAUCAGCCAUUGGUAGAUUGUUAAGGAAAUCUAUGCCGAUGGCUUUGAGAAAAGAACGUGGACAAAAUUUAGAAUCUUUCAUUUCUAUUUUUAUGGCUUCAAUCGAAACUAAAUUAAAACAAAGGUAUGAAUGGAAAGAUUUAAGUGAACAUCCUCCUGAAAGGAAAUUUAAAAUUGCUGAAAAUCCCAUUUUUGGUAAUAACUUAAAUGUAAUUAAAGACGAAAACCAAACAACAUUAGAAGAAAUAUCAGAACAAAUAAAAUUUCCCUACACCCCAAUUAACUGCAUAAUUUUUUUUGGAGUACAUGUAUACAAUAUGUCAAAUGCUGUUGUCCGAUUAAUUUUGGCUAUACAAUCAAUAUGUGGUAAUAUUGUUGAUUCUAUUAUACAGCGCUACAUCAGUCUUCGUAUCGUAAGAUCGAUUACCCCCUCUAAAAUUUCAAACGUAAUCGAACUAUUAGAAAAUCUUCUAUUUCCCGGUGAUGAUGCACCACAAAAGACUGAUCAUCAAAUUUCAGCUGAACAUUUAAAACUAUUGAAUAGUUCAGUUUUUUUUCCACUGUAUAUGUGUUUGUAUCAAUGUACACAAAAUUCGGUGAUGAAUAAACAAUUAUUCUACAGACUUUUAGAUGUUUUACUCGCGGAAAUGUUUCCAGAACUACGAACACAACUUAACGAACAAUUAUGAUGAUAAAACUUCAUUGCUGUGAUAAUAUUAAGUGAUACAUUCCUUAAUGUCAAAAUAAGGUAUAUACUUUAUUUGCUUUAUAGUUGUUUAAUAGUUUUAAAAGCCUAAUUACUUGAAUUUUCAUGCUUGUUUGACUAAAUUAUUGUUAUUUUGAUUUAUUUAUAGAAUAUUUUUAAACUAAAUUAGAAGUAAAAGUUUUAUUACACUGACAAAAAAUUGAUAAUACAAUUUGACAGAGUAAUUCAUCUAAUCUUUGAAUGAAUAUUAUUAUUAAUUACAAAACAAGUAUUAUUAAAAUAAUAUUAACAUUUGUGCAUACUUGUAUAUUUAAUGAUAAAACUAUCAAUCAUAAAGCAUACAUUUAACAUUACUUUAAGUUCUUUUUAAAAGAAACCUUAUAAGUUAUAGGUCUUAAAUAAUGUAAAAACUUAAUUCAGCAAUUUGUUGUAGUUUUUUUAUUUCAAUAUCAUAAAAAUAAAAUUUUAAAUUGAAUAACAUGGUAGUUGGUAGAUUUAAAUAAAGCUCACAUAGUGUCACUUUACAAUCCAUUUUAUAGAAAAUAAAUUUAAAUUAGCGUUGUCAAAUGUAUAUUAAAAUAUGUGUAUACAUAAAUAUUUAAUUUUAGUUAGACAAAUCAUUACUUAAUCAUUGUAAAUUAAUAUAAUAGCUUAUAAACAUUAUCCAUGUAGGUUCAUAUAUAAUUAUAUAUACAUGUAUAGAUUAUUGAAAAUAUAUUAUAAAUAUUAUAAAAAUAAUUUAAAACUAAUACCAACAUUUAAGUGAAUAACAAUAAAUGUUUAUGUUGUAUCUUCCCCAAACAAAUGAUGAAGUUGUUACUUAGGUAUUUGCCCAAAAUUAUGUGUGUUGAAACAUUAAUGUUUCAAAAACUAUCAACAUACACGAAACAAUAUGUCAGAAACGCAAUAAGAUAAUUUCUUUAGAAAAAAAACUUAUUAGUUGUACUAUACUUCAAAAAAUCUGAAGUCAUAUACACAAAAAUAGGUACAUUAAAAUGCUGUUUAUAAACAAUUAAAAAUAUUAUAAUGUUAAUAAUAAUUUUUAAUUUAGUUAGUUUUAGUAUCUAUAAUUUUAAAAAAAGGUUAAAUAUUUUAAAAUGUACCAAAAACAUUUUCAGCAGUUAAUUAUUAUUUAGAUACAAAUGUUCCUAAACUUAAAAACAUUUAUUUAAAUAUGGCUUUAAAAACAUUAUCCUAAAAAUGAAUAACCUUAUUAACUAAUAUAUAAUAGAAUUUAUCACUAGAAUAAAUGUUUUUGUUAGAUAAUGGCAUGAUGUUAUAGUUUUGUUUUUGACAGAUAAUAGAUUUAUUUUUUAUAAAAUAGUAUUUUGAAAUAAAAUAAAAAUAAUAAUCCAGCUUAUGAUGUAAUUAUUAUGUAAACACGUAAAUUAUACCUCAAUAUGCUUAAAGUGGUUGUAUUAUUACUUAUUAUAUAAGAAAUAUUUAAAAAUGUUAAUAUUAUAUAUUAUUUGAAUACUUGCAAGUUUCUGAUACAAAAACAAAAUAAAACUUGGUUGAUUUUAGUACCGAAACACAAACUAUUUAAAACAUUGUACUAUAACUAAAUAAUUUUAAUUUUAACAACAUCAGUAGGUAAUAAUAAAGGUUGUAACUUGCAGUAUAUUAUAAUUUCAAUUGUAUUGCUUUGUAACUUUAAAAAUCAGAUUUAAUUGAAAAAAUAAUUUAUGCUAUUUAAGCCACUUUAUUUUUUUCAUUUAAGGUACAGUUUUAAAACUGUGAUUAGUCCUCGCAGCUUGUUACACAAACCGUACCUUUAGUCAAAUUUUUGUCUUGAAUAAUUUUAAAAAUACUACAUUCAUACUAAUAUAUAUUAUAUAUUCUAUGUUAUAGAAAAAAAAUUACAAAAUAUAUUAUUACACAAUAUUAACUUAUUUUUAGAAAAUAAACUUAACCAGUAAAACAUAAAUAAAUAAUAAUAUAUUUUUUUAUUGCUCACAAUAAUAUUACUAUGAUGUGCAUUAUUGAAUAAAAUAUCUUUAAGUAUUUCUUAUACAAAUAAACCAUAAUUUUGGACAUAUCUAAAAUGUGAAAUAUAUAAAUAUAUGUUUAAAUAUUCUAUUAAGUAAAUUAUAAAAAUAAUAACUUAUUUUAUAAAUUGUGAACAAAAAUUAAAUAUAAUUAAAGCAUUUACAAUUUAUACAAUAUACAUAUUGUGGGGUACACCCAAUCAAACUACUUCAAAGCCUACUGAACAGCAUAGGGGACAUAUUUAGAAUAAGUGGUAGAAAUUUCAAUAGUCCCAUUUCCCAAAUUAAAUCUAUAUUUUAACCCGGGUGCAAACCACAUUACUCGCCCCAAAAAGUCAGCCUAUGCUCAACAGUUGUCUUAAAAUAUGUGAUUAAUCAUCUUGCAAUUAAAAUAUGUUGCUAUAUAUUAUCUUAGUUGUUCCAAAGCACAGCCAUCUAAUUAAUUAUUAAUGAUUACAUUUUUACAAUAUUUUAUAAGUAAUCAAACAAUUGAUUUAAUAUUCUACUGAAUAGUGUUUACAUAAUAAAGCAUAUUUAAUAAAGUAAUAUCAAAUUGGUUAAAAUUAUUUUUACCUAGUAUUAGCUACAUGCAGAUUUAAUGAUAUAUAUAAACAUUUAUUUAGCAUAUUUAAAAUAGUUGUUUAUAUAUGUAACUGAAAACUAAAAAGACACUAAUAUUUAAGAAUUUAUUAUUUAUUUAUUUAUUUUGUUAGUUAAAAAUGUAGGGAUAAUGUAUACAUUUGUAUCAAAUAUUCAUUUCACAAUUUUUUUCAUUUUGCAUAUUAUAUUAACUUUUUUGUUAUAUCAUUGUUUUAAUUUUAUUUACUGCUAAAUUAUAAAUAGCUAUAUAUAGCAUUAUAUAAUGCUAUAUAUAUCUAUAUAUAGCAUUGUUUUAAAUUUAAAUAAAAUUUGUCAAUUUAAUUUGAUAAUUCAAGUCAGCAAAUACGUCAAUUAUAGCUUGUAUUAAUUAUUUUUAUUAAAUACAUAGUUGGGUAUAUUAUAAUAUAUUCACUUUUCCUGCAUUUCAAAAUGAUAAUUCUUGAAAAUGUUAAUGCCUUUACUAAUUUAAUUAAAAUUGUUUACGUUUAUGAAAACCUGAUUCGUACACAUUUUUUUCAGAAAUCUUACAAUCUUUUAAAAUAUUUACCAAUUUAAUUUUGACGAUCUCUAAGAUCUUAAGAACAAAAUAAUGUCUUAAUUUAUCGGUCUUGACUCAACUUGAAAUUUUGUUGUCAUAAUUACAAUUUUGGGGCCAGCAAUACUUUGAAUUAUUUUUAGUUUUAUUGUUCUAUUUAUUAUAUUUUAAGUAUAAGAACAAAACCUUUGAUCCAGUAACUCUUAAAACAAAAUAUUUCAGCUUUGUGAUACUAUUAAUUUGUCAUUUUUCCCUUUUUUAUAAUGACUGUAUACCAUAACUGUCUGAAACUGUUAAGGUUCAUACACCUAAGAGCUGAAACCAACAAUAUUCAUUUUGCUUUAUGAUUUUAUUAUACUUAUAAAAUUAUUAAAGACCCGAAUUAAUCUUAUACCUAAAUAAAUAAAAAUUCACAAAUAUCUUUUUCAUAUUAAGAUCAUUGCUCAAUGUGUAAAAAUUUCAAAAACUCUAAGUACCUAAAUUUAAAAAGUAUAGAUAGUCCAUUCCUAGGUAUUUAAAAAAAAAUUUUUUCUGUCAUCAGUUUUAACUAAAGUAUAAUAUGAAAUUUAAUGCUGUUUAAAUUGUUUCACAGUAUAUAUCCAUAUUAUGUGUAUUUAUAUUUCCAUAAUACUGUGAAAAUCUAAAAAUAAUGGUUUAACUGACUUAAUAUUUUGUUCUAACACUUUUAUCCAUAAAGUAAGAAUAUUUUUUCAAAAAUUUCAUAUGAUACUAUCAAUUCAACCCAACUUAUAUUUCACUGCAGCAAUAUGUAUUUUAAUUUUUUUUUAACUUCUUAUAUUGUUAAGAAUUUUAUUAAAAUAUUUUUUAAUGAGUACAUAAUUCAAAGACUAUAUUAAUAUGUCUAAAACAUUUGAUUGAAUUAAUUUAUCUAUCAACGAUUAUAAUAAGAUACAAAGAACUAAUUGACAAAAUAUUGUUGUACGAGUUAGGUACAUGAACUUAAACAAAAUAUGACUAUGUAUAUAAUAACUACCAACUUGAUUUGAUCAAAAUUUAAUUGAACUUACUAUUUAAUGUUUACUAUAACAUUAUAAAGACCAGAUCAAAUUGGUGAUAAAGAUUUUUUCAAUAUGCUAUUAUUUAGCCUUAAAUGCCUUUAAAUAUUAAUGCUUUUUGUAUCUGUUUGAUUUAAUGACAGCAUUAAUAUUGUCUAUGCACAAUCAUUACUGUAAACUUAAUAUUAUUCCAGUAACUUAAUUUUAUGUUUUCAAAAUUAAUUUGAAAAAAAAAAUUUAUAUUUACCCAGAUAAGUAAUAAAAAAUCCCUGGAUUUUUGUGUUUAUUAAAUUAUUAUGAACAAUAUGUCAAGAUAUAUAUAAACAGUUGAAUUCCAAUGUUUUCAUAAUCAUAAAUCAAAUACUCAAAUGUAAUUAAAAGCUAUGUUAAAGUCUAUCCAACAAUCCGUUCAAAAUAAUCAUACAAGCUUUAAUAUUUUAAUUUAUUUUCCACAUAAAUGUUAAAAUUAUAUUGCUGAUUUAUUAUUUUUGUUUGUGGUCAUUUAAUGUUGUUAAUCGUACACUUAUGUAUAUUAAUAACAGAAAUAAAUUAUAAUAUUAAAAUUAAAACCAAUUAUGUAUGUAUUUUCAUUUAAUUUCUGCAUUAAGAAAUAUUAUAAUUAAUUCUUGUAUUAUUAUUUAUUUCUUAUUAUGUAUAUGUUACACAUGAUAUCCAUAUUAUAUGUUAAUAUUAUGGAAACGACUACGAUUAAGUAUUAUAAUUUAUAAGUUAAAUAAUAUUAUAUUGUAUAUUGGGCUAUUCAAUAAUAAUACAUAAUAUAUAUAUUAUAUGAAUGUAAUACAUGUACAACUCAUAGUUACCAUUUUGAAACGACAUUUAUAAUGUAUAUUAAUUUCGUAGAUUUAAUGCCAAACAAACCCAUUAUAAUAAUAUAGGCCCAAGUGAUAUAAUAUUCUAUAUUUAUAAUACCAUAUACAUAUUAUGUAACAAACUGUAAGCAAAUAAACUUAAUAUUUAAUGAAUAUAUUCCUACAUAAUAUGAUGUACUGUAAUAUUAUGG
This is a messenger RNA of Metopolophium dirhodum (rose-grain aphid), 7952 nucleotides long. Its product is annotated as sorting nexin-14-like. Lineage: Eukaryota; Metazoa; Arthropoda; Insecta; Hemiptera; Aphididae. Gene Ontology annotation, biological process: autophagosome maturation. Gene Ontology annotation, cellular component: late endosome. The transcript has 8 exons. The record is from RefSeq and is a predicted model, not a curated record. Bases 232 to 2775 code for a protein of 847 amino acids. Gene Ontology annotation, molecular function: phosphatidylinositol binding.